Messenger RNA from Aspergillus campestris IBT 28561, 336 nucleotides. RefSeq lists its product as uncharacterized. NCBI's taxonomy places the organism in Eukaryota, Fungi, Ascomycota, Eurotiomycetes, Eurotiales, Aspergillaceae. The coding region runs from base 1 to 336 and encodes 111 amino acids. The record is from RefSeq and is a predicted model, not a curated record. The transcript has 2 exons.
AUGACGACAGUACGAUAUCGACUGGUAUUCAACGCCCCACCAUCGGCAGUAGCAGCAUGCAAAGCGGCGAUAUUUGCUGCCGGCGCUGGCCGCUAUCCCGGGCCCGGUAACUACACGGAAUGCUGCUGGACGACUGCUGGGAAAGGCCAGUUUCGCCCUGGCGACGCGGCGAAUCCCCACAUUGGGAUGGUGGGCGCACUGGAGAAAACCGACGAGAUCAGGGUCGAAACGCUGUGUGUUGGGGAGGAGGUCGCUAGAAAGGCUGUUGCUGCAUUGAAAAAGGCGCAUCCGUAUGAGGAGCCCUCUUAUGGGGUUUAUAGGAUGGAGGAUUUUUAA